UGCAUCCCAAUUUCCCAAACGUGUUCUAGACUCUUCCAUUAUCAGAACCCUCCAGACCUCUCUCCCUCCUCCUCUCUUUCCGCCCCCUUCUAUUAACCCAUCUUCCACCUCCUUCGCCUCGCCUCCCCCAGCAUUCCCCAGCAAUCUCGCGAAAAGCUCCGAACUUCCGGCGCUCCUCUUCCCGCAAAUUCGCCGCCAGCACACCACCAGCACGACCGCCGCCGGCGACGACGAUGGCGAAGUACGGCGAGGGCGACAAGCGGUGGAUCGUGGAGGAGCGGCCCGACGGCACCAACGUCCACAACUGGCACUGGUCCGAGACCAACUGCCUCGAGUGGGCCCGCGGCGUCCUCACCAAGCUCCUCUCCGACCUCACCCUCCUCGACGGCGAGGGCGACCUCUUCGUCCGCACCAAGACGGUCGAGAAGGUCGACGGCGAGGCCUACGUCAACAUCCGCAAGGGCAAGAUCAUCCCGGGCUACGAGAUCAGCGUCGUCCUCUCCUGGGAGGGCGAGGCCCGGGACUCCGACGGGAAGUCCCUGCUCAAGGUCGACGGCACCGUGGAGAUCCCCUACAUUGCCGACGAGAACGCCGACGAGGACCCCGAGGUCAAGGUCCUCGUCAAGGACGACGGCCCGAUCGGGCGGAGGUUGAAGGAGGCGAUGCUCAGCCGGGGGAAGCCGGUGAUCUUGGAGAAGGUUAGGGUUUUCGUGGAGAGCAUGGCGAAGGGAGGCCCGGCGAGGGAGGACUUGGAGACCAAGAAGGUGGCUCCGAAGAACCAGGCGUCCGCACCGGCUGCUGCGGCGGCUCCGGCAGCUGCCUCCGCGGGGAAGAAGGAGGCGGAGGCCGCUGAGAAGAAGGAGGCGAAGAAGAAGAAGAAGAAGGAAGGUUUCAAGACGAUUAGCAUGACGGAGAAGUUCAGCUGCAGAGCGAAAGAUAUGUACGAGAUAUUGAUGGACGAGAAUAGGUGGAAAGGGUUCACGCAGAGCAAUGCGAGGAUAAGCAAAGAGGUCGGAGGAGAGUUCAGCAUCUUCGAUGGUUCCGUGACGGGGAGGAAUGUGGAGUUGCAGGAGGGGAAGUUGAUUGUGCAGAAAUGGAGGUUUGGGAGCUGGCCCGAUGGUAUUCAAUCCACCGUAACACUUACUCUAGAAGAGCCUGAACCUGGUCUGACUGUUGUCAAGCUCACGCACACCGACGUACCUGAAGAAGACAGGUAUGGGAAUGCAACUGUGGUGGAGAACACCGAGAGAGGGUGGCGAGACUUGAUCUUUCACAAAAUACGGGCAGUUUUUGGUUUUGGAAUAUGACACUUGAAUGUUUUUUCCUCCUCAAGUGUAGAAUUUUUACCAGGACGUGUCUUUUUCAGCAAUGAUAUAGGUUGGCUGAGAUUGUCUUGACAUAAUUAAAUGUUUGAUCUUUCAAUCUGAUAAACUGGUCCAUGCGACUCAAGCUUCUUGAAGAACCUGGAUUUCGUGCCUCGUGUUUUGUUCUAAUAAUAAGAUAUUUCGAUCCUGCCCUCAGGUCAUGAGUUGGUUGGGAUAGGCGCAUUAACAAGGUUAUUUGUUCGUAGUA
Molecule: messenger RNA, 1572 nt
Organism: Eucalyptus grandis
Lineage: Eukaryota; Viridiplantae; Streptophyta; Magnoliopsida; Myrtales; Myrtaceae
Product: activator of 90 kDa heat shock protein ATPase homolog 1
Exons: 3
Coding region: 234-1307 (357 amino acids)
Biological process (GO): protein folding; positive regulation of ATP-dependent activity
Cellular component (GO): cytosol
Molecular function (GO): protein-folding chaperone binding; ATPase activator activity
Source: RefSeq, a predicted model, not a curated record